This is a messenger RNA of Bemisia tabaci, 1596 nucleotides long. The record is from RefSeq and is a predicted model, not a curated record. Lineage: Eukaryota; Metazoa; Arthropoda; Insecta; Hemiptera; Aleyrodidae.
GCCACAGGUCCACAUCGUUAGCGGGGCUGGCAGGUCUGGGCUCUCUGCUCCGGUCCGGAGCUCCAGGAUCCACCAUGUCGCGGUCGCGGCGUGCCACGCCGACGCCGCCGCUAUGUCAGUGUAUAAUGGACCACGGUUCUAGCGCCCGGCGCGUCUUUUGGUGUGUGAUCGUCUUCCUCUCGUCCGUUGAAGGUUGGCCUCUUUCCAGCAUUUGGAACUUCUUGCCGGAACUCGGUAAUCGGAUCGUCGGGAACUCCACUGCCCUUUCAACUUCCGCUCGAGUGCUCAACUUUAUUCCAGUUCUCGUAUCGGACGAGUGUUUAUCAGAAGAUGGCAGACGUUCAGGUGCUUGUCUCAAUCCAUACGAGUGUCACAUUCAAGGUGGAGUAUCUAAAGGAAAAUGUGCCCUAGGAUUUGGAGUCUGCUGCGUCUUUACAGCAAGCUGUGGAGUUGAAAUAUACAAUAACGUGACGUAUUUCGUGAGCCCGGAUUUUCCAGCACUGACACAAGAAAUGGGAGAAUGCAUUAUCAGGGUUAAGAAAUUGUCUUCAGACAUCAGUCAAUUCAGAUUUGAUCUAGGCCAUUUUCAGCUGGGUCAACCAAACCGCAGAACGGGAGUCUGUGAUACAGAUUUAUUCUUGAUUGGAGAAGGCACUCAUCAAGAAGUCAAAAUCUGUGGCACCAACAAUGGUCAACAUAUUUAUUACGAUGUUGACGACGUUAAUGAGCCAAUCGAAGUAAAAAUUAUAGCUACACAACCCAACAUUUAUCGACUGUGGGAGAUACGGAUAUCUCAAAUUGAAUUUAAACACAGAGCUCCUGCAGGAUGCUUACAAUAUUACAGGGAGCCUUCUGGUAUCAUUCAAACGAUGAACUUUGCGGUAAAUGGUCGUCAUUUAGCCGAUCAAGAUUACAAUAUUUGCAUGCGCCAGGAGACGGGGAUGUGUUCCAUAGCCUACGAGCCAUGCGAUGAAAAUUCUUUUAAAAUUGGUCCACCAAUUUCAAUGGAAGACGACCCUGGAUCAGGAGAUGAUAGUAUACCACUUUCCGAUGACGUGGGUCAAUCGAGAGGAUGUCAAGAUCGAGUAAUGCUACCAUGUGAUAUAGAGGAAUUUAUUACGCCUGGAGGUGGCCCCAGAGUAUGUGAUCUACUUCACUGUGGGAAUUCUUUUUGCUCAGGAAGUGACCUACCUUGCAGAAUUGAAAGUAGCACGUUGCCAUUCAGCAUACAUGUCCAGUUCGGGCCGGCGAUAGCCGAGGAGUCCCCGGAGGAUAAUUUAGGAAUGUGUUUAAAAUAUGAUCAGCAAGCGUGUGUAGUUUAGGUUAAACACACGGCCAAGGUUAUUUGGAAAUUUAGACUUUAACAAAACCACCGAUUUAAAAUUAUAUAAUUGAAGCUGCCAUGUACAUUUCAUCAUAUUUUGUCUUAUUCGCGUCGAUACAAAAUUGCAUACUGCGUGAGCGUAGUUGUAGAAAACGUGCCAAAUAGAGUUUUAUUUUCAGGGCAUAAUACAUUUGUCCUAAAUUUUAUUUGAUAUUGAAAUUGAACCUGUUGCAAGUGAUAAAAAUUGAAUAAAAUUUUAUACGUUCAUAAAA